AUGAAGGUGGCGGCGCUGGACCAAGGAGCCCUUCUCGCGAAGCUUCGUCGCGUCCCUGCUGCCCCCUAUCCGCGCCCCCAGUCCGGCGGGGCUUGCGCCCCGAGCAGGGCGGUGCCGCCGAGGGGAGCGGGCAGCCGCCCCCCGCGGCCGGUAUCCGCCGCGGUGGAGAGGGAGUCGGGAGGGCGGGUAGGCGCCAAGGGACUACUCAUCACCCUGCCCGACAUCGGGGAGGAGGCGGCGGCGGAGAGCGACGGCGACGCGGUGACUUGCAGCCCGCCGCGCCCCCGGAAGGGACUGUCCAGAGGUUCCACAAAUCACUGUCUUUCUGGAAAAAGUGGAGAAUCUCUUCCAGCAGUUUUUGAGAAAAAUGUGCAGGAAGCCAUCGACAAUUAUACUCGUGAAACACUUCCAUCGUUUUCAUCUAGUGGCUGUACAACACCCACGGAGCUGAAUAAUUCUUGGUCUGGAAUAAACAGCUAUACUACUGGUCUGUCUACUGAAAGAAGCUCAGUUUACUCCUGGAGGGAUGAUGAAUUUGAUAGAGCCAACACGCAGAGAGUGCAUCAGUUACUUUGGGAGAUUGAUGAAUUGCUGUUUGAAGGAAAAGUGACCUCCCAAACUGAGAGCCUGCAGGCAGAAUGUGCAGACUGGAGUGAACAAUUUCCUCAUAUAAGGGUUCUGGGAAAACAGAUCUUACUGCCAAAGGAUGAAGGCUUUCAGCAUUUUCAGAGCAGAAGUGAUGCCCGUGUGGACACUGUGUGCUUAUCUGACCUCCAUGAAUGUACUAGUAAUAUAAAGCAGCUCUGUAUUUCAGGCUCUAAAUUGAUCCCAACACCAUCUCCAAUACAUAAAUCCCUGGAUCCAAGUUCCACUAGGAUUUCUGACUCUGACUCAUCCAUGUAUUCAUUCCUGGAGGAAGAAAUUUAUGAUGUGGAUGGAAAAAUAGAAGAGUAUCUUGCCUUUGACAACAAGGAGCUUGAUGAUGAGGACUGGGAGCAAAAGAAAAUGCGUCUUGCUGAGAAGAGGAGCAAGCGUGGCAUUCCCCCUGUUUCUCCUGAUGCCUGUAUCAAAGAUGCUGUGGUUUCUGAAGUAUUUGAUUGUAUCUGGAGCAAUGUAAUUGGAAUAUUGGAGGAACUAGUUAAAAAAAAUUGGGAAGUUAGUGUCCCAGAAUGUGACAAACAGGUGGAAAAACUGAAAACUGUUACAGCAAAACUGCCACAUUUACCAGUUAUUCGUCUUGCCACAGAUGCUGGGAGCGUUCCUCUUUCCAGAGGCUCUCAAGCACGAACUGUAUCUUUUGGGUCUCACUUUGUUUCCUCACAGGCUCGUCGUUUCUCCAGCAACUUUUGUAGUGACUUGAAUGGUGUGAUGACAAUUCAAGCAAAACCACUCCAACAGAGGCAUGUUGCCACAGUAGAAAAAAUACAGAAUGAGCAAGAAGACAAACAGUAUAACAUUGGCUCCAGUGCUCCAAAUUCAGUGCAUACUAGGCUGGGGAGAGUUGCUGAUAAGAGUGUUCUCUCAUCAUCUCGGGUACUGCUGGCAUCUUCUAGGAAGCUACCAAGCCAUCGUAGGUUGCCUUCUCUCACUUCUGACCAACUCUCCUCAAAAGCUCCUAAUAUGUACAAUGAUGAAAUCCUUAGGGGGACUAAAUUGGUUGCCAGCUUAGAUCGUUUAUCUUCUGCUUGUGCAUCUACAACCCGGAACAGGUUGCCACCAAUAAACUCAGAGGCUGUUGAACAGUAUCUUUCAGUACCUCGACUGCAGCUAAGCUCUCAUCGAGGACGAUAUGGUCGUAGCAGAGUGUCAAGUGCAGUGCCUGGCAGUACAGAGCUUCGGCCCCUCAGAGAAAGAGUUGUGAUUGAUCAAAUUUCAAGGCCCAACACAACUCAUGCAUUCAGGACAGACACACCUCAGAAAAGAUCACUGACUCCCAUGGAUUUUCCUAACCACAGAGGGACAGGUCAAAGAUCUUUAAUUGGCUCACAGCAUUACUACAGGUCCUUUCAGAGAAAUACUCCAACAUCAAGGAAGAGAUUUCAGAUUUCUUCUUAACACACCUUAGGAAGAAAGAGAAAGCCCCUGCAGUGAACAGAGGAACAAUGUACUAAAUUUGCCAGCUAGUGUCUUGUGCAACAGAGGACACGUGCAGUAUGCUGGUUUCACUAAGCCUUGCAAUCCUCAGGAUGCCUGUAUUGCCUUUUGUUUUUCAAGCUGUUUGGCCAGAGGUUAAAAUAAAAAUUAGAGCAAAAGGAAAUAAACAGUUGAGAUGUCUGCUCUAUUUUCUGAGUCAAGAUGCUGCUGCUGCACUUUCUUCUCUGGCAUUCCUGCUUUUUAUGCCUUUCCUUAGGGAAUUGCUACUCCACCUAUAGAAGCAGGUCAGUUAUGUUUAGGCUGUGGUGACUUAUUCCCACUUUUUCAUGUUUCCUCAGUGUUACAGAUGUUCUAGUCUAUCCAAACAUCAGUUAUAUAUAAAAUUCAUUCUUUUAAACAGAGGUAUUUCCUCUUUAGCUGCUGUUUUAACAUUUCUCCAUUUUUAAGUCUUGUCUGCUUAUUGCAGUUGGUCUCUUGUAAGUAUUGCCUGUCCCCACUUUUUCUUCUUCCUUUAAUUAUUUUGAGAUAGAAUUCAUUUAUUGCUUUUACUUAUG
Molecule: messenger RNA, 2648 nt
Organism: Dryobates pubescens (Downy woodpecker)
Lineage: Eukaryota; Metazoa; Chordata; Aves; Piciformes; Picidae
Gene: FAM149A
Product: family with sequence similarity 149 member A
Exons: 14
Coding region: 1-2055 (684 amino acids)
Source: RefSeq, a predicted model, not a curated record